UUGUUAAUAACCAUACAGAGCCCAAAGAGGAGGUCUUCCUUAGACGAAUAAAACGGGAAGCAAAACACAAUAAUAAAUUACAUUUUAUAUCGACUUGGUCAGACAUCAGUGAAGGAACGUCUUGUCAGAAUGUUGUUCAAGCUGAAGGUGAUGCGCUUGGGGUGGGGUGGAAUCACGGACUCACGACAUGGAGCGGUCACCAUUACCUUCUGUGCCUUCUUUAUGCAAGUGUUUGUGGAAGCUAGCUCAUGGUGGUCUCUAGCGAUGAAUCCCCUCCUGAUACCAGAAGCAUAUAUCAUAGGAGGACAGCCGCUGUGCAGUCAACUAGCAGGACUUUCUAAAGGUCAGAAGAAGCUUUGCCAGCUUUAUCAAGAUCACAUGCAGUUCAUUGGAGAGGGUGCCAAAACAGGCAUUCAGGAGUGCCAAUACCAGUUUCGCAACCGCCGCUGGAACUGCAGUACAGUGGACAACUCCUCAGUGUUUGGCAGAGUCAUGCAGAUAGGGAGCAGAGAGACAGCAUUCACAUAUGCUAUUAGCGCUGCUGGCGUGGUCAAUGCAGUGAGUCGUGCCUGCAGAGAGGGGGAGCUGUCGAGCUGUGGCUGCAGCAGGGCCGCGAGACCUAAAGAUCUGCCACGAGACUGGCUGUGGGGCGGCUGUGGUGACAACCUCAAUUAUGGAUACCGCUUCAGCAAGGAGUUUGUGGAUGCACGUGAACGGGAAAAAACGUACACCAAAGGCUCUAUGCAGAGUGCCAGACUGCUGAUGAACCUUCAUAACAAUGAGGCAGGACGGAGGAUAGCAUCAGAUCUCGCCCAUGUGUCCUGUAAGUGUCAUGGCGUGUCCGGCUCCUGCAGCCUUAAAACAUGCUGGUUGCAACUUGCUGAUUUCCGGAAGGUGGGUGACGCACUGAAGGAGAAAUAUGACAGUGCUGCUGCCAUGAGGCUGAACAGCCGCGGGAAGCUUGUUCAAGUUCACUCCAAAUUUAACUCUCCUACCAGCAGUGACCUGGUGUACAUAGACCCCAGUCCAGAUUACUGUGUAGAGAACAAAACUACUGGCUCUUUAGGAACUCAAGGCCGCCUCUGUAACAAGACAUCCGAAGGCAUGGAUGGCUGCGCACUCAUGUGUUGCGGUCGAGGUUACGAUCAGUACAAGACACAGCUGGUUGAGCGCUGCCACUGCAAGUUUCACUGGUGUUGCUACGUCAAAUGCAAACACUGUUCACGAACAGUUGACCAGUUUGUGUGCAAGUAGUAGCACAAGGCAAGUAAUAAGAGCAUGUAAGAGAAGUAAAAACAAAAAUUAUUUUAUAGAGCUGAAAUCAUUAUGAGACUGGUUUCGUGCUAUGAAUUUCUAAGUUGUAAGUACAAAGCAUCUAAACUGCAAAUAUCAUUUAUAUAUUUAUUUUUUGAUAAAUAUGAUUUUGAAAUCCUCUGAUUAUGUAAUAUCAAUGAAAACAGCCUGAAUACAGAGCCUUUCAGUAGGGUAACUGAACAUUCAGAUGAGAAACCGUGCUGCA
Molecule: messenger RNA, 1519 nt
Organism: Carassius carassius (crucian carp)
Lineage: Eukaryota; Metazoa; Chordata; Actinopteri; Cypriniformes; Cyprinidae
Gene: wnt5a
Product: wingless-type MMTV integration site family, member 5a
Exons: 5
Coding region: 130-1254 (374 amino acids)
Biological process (GO): cell fate commitment; neuron differentiation; canonical Wnt signaling pathway
Cellular component (GO): extracellular region
Molecular function (GO): cytokine activity; frizzled binding
Source: RefSeq, a predicted model, not a curated record